This is a messenger RNA of Kluyveromyces lactis, 2970 nucleotides long. RefSeq names its product mitogen-activated protein kinase kinase kinase kinase STE20 (gene STE20). Bases 1 to 2970 code for a protein of 989 amino acids. Gene Ontology annotation, biological process: protein phosphorylation; regulation of MAPK cascade; intracellular signal transduction. The record is from RefSeq and is a predicted model, not a curated record. The transcript has a single exon. Gene Ontology annotation, cellular component: cytoplasm. Lineage: Eukaryota; Fungi; Ascomycota; Saccharomycetes; Saccharomycetales; Saccharomycetaceae. Gene Ontology annotation, molecular function: ATP binding; protein serine/threonine kinase activity.
AUGACGGAUACUGGAUAUACUGAAGAAUUGUUACCAGGCACAUUUGAUGCGCUUUCCGUGAGAGAAAAUGGUGGCAAUACAGAAAGUGACACCAGUAGCAUACGCAAAAGUCAAAAUCAAGAUUCAAAACAAGAGGAUGUACAUCGUGAAAAUCUUUCAGUACAAACUCUAGAGGAUCAUACAGAAGUAACGGAGACUAGGGAACAAUCUGUCUCAAAAGAUCUCUUUGAUUUACCUCGUGCACCAGCGAGUUUGGAUGUGAAAGGAUUACAAGAAUCAGACGAAGAUCAUUACGUCAAAGACCUUUCAGAUUAUAAAUCUAUGGAUCCAGGGAAACCGGGCACCGUACCAACAAAUGUUUCGGAAAUUUUUAAUAGUAACCAGCCAACUUUGGAUGAACCGAUACAAUUUACAAGAGUCUCUUCCAGUUCUGUGUUAAGUGAAAGUAUAUCGGAAGGUGAUGCAGAUUUAAUAUCGCAUCUAGAAGGAAAAGUGGAAGAAGGAAAUAAUUUGACUUCGAAGGAGACGCCAGGGACAAUUGAAUCUAUUGUUGGAGAUAAGACGAUGUCAACUAUAGAAGGUUCCUCCCAAAAUAUAGGUAGAAUAUCUACUGGCGGGAGGAUGACACCUGAUCUCUCUCUUAUGGGCGGGGCCCUGGAAACUUCUUCUGACUUCCUAAAUUCCACACAAACCUCAAAUUCUCCAAAGAUUACAACACCUAUAACUGAAGUUGAUGCCAAUGAUGUAUAUGAGUCCCCGCUAAAUGAGAUAUUAUCAUCUACAGAUAGUUUCAACAAGGCAUCGACAGCGUCUGCAGAUCAUUCGAAACACGUAAGUGUGCAUGAAGUAAUACCUGAAGAAGAACCACAUCCAGAAACAACAAAUGAGGAUCCUCCAAUUAAAACUCCCGUAAUGGUGAAUAACUUUUUCGAAAAUCAAACACCAGUAUCAGAAUCAAGAUCCCCCUUCAGAACCAUUUCUUCUCCGUUUUCUUCUCUGAGGAAAAACGUUAAGAGUCAGCAUGGGACGCCUGACCACUCCCAGAGGAAUUCUAAUUCCUCCACCUCCUCUAAUGAUGUUAAGAGGAAGACCGGUACUAAGAAGAAAGGUGUUUUCUCAACAUUCGUUCAAAACAUCAAGAGGAACUCACACUCAGAGAAAAGAAUUUCUAGCGGAAGCGGUAAUGGAAGUGGAAAUAAUGCAUUUAAGAUCUCUACUCCUUAUAAUGCUAAGCAUGUUUAUCAUGUAGGUGUUGACUCCAAAACAGGGGAAUAUACAGGGUUACCAAAUGAAUGGGAGAAACUUUUAACUUCCAGUGGCAUUAGUAUGAAAGAACAACAGCAACAUCCCCAGGCUGUGAUGGAUAUUGUAAAAUUCUACCAAGAUGUUACUGAAAACUCUGGAGAAGAGAAAGUCUUCAAGACUUUCAAAGUAGGAGGUGGCUCUGGUGCAAACAUUGCAUCUACACCUUCUUUCAGAACCCCAUCAACUGCAUCAGUACAGAAGUUCGAAACUCCGCAAAUGCAAACAGAUGCAACUUUUCCGAAUGAAAACAAUGAUACCCCAUACUCUAGUAACUUACAGGGUCCGCUGCUCACUAACGAUUUCAGUGAAACUGUGAACAACGAAAAGUUCAUACCGACUCGGCCUGCUCCAAAACCUCAAGGUUCCUCCACAGUUAGCCGUAGGGUCGAAAUCCCUUCACCAAUCAAUUCGCUUGGCCAUGGAACACCAAAAGUGCAAAGAAGUGAUACUCAGUCAUCAAGCAUUUUCUCAUUCAAGAAGAUGCCAACAUUGAAAAGUGAGCAACCAUUACCUCCUAUUCCAAAGGCUGCAGAAAAACCAGCAAAUUUAUUGCCUGCAAGAGCGGCUCCUACUCCACCAAAACCUGCAAUUCCUACAACACCGGAACAAUCCUCAAUACCUGCAAUUCCUUCCGGGCUUGCUGUGGAAGUGAAAGAGGAAUCGAAUACUUCUAAUGUCCAGACAAGAAAGGCCCAGGAAAAAAAGAGGGAAGAGAGGAAAAGAAAGAAUCAACAAAUUCAAUCAAAAUUAACCGAGAUUUGCACAACAGGAGACCCAAGCAAACUGUACAAGAAUCUGAUCAAAAUCGGACAAGGUGCAUCAGGAGGAGUUUACACAGCGUAUGAAUUGGGCACAAAUGCUUCAGUAGCAAUAAAACAGAUGAAUUUGGAGAAACAACCCAAGAAAGAGUUAAUUGUGAAUGAAAUUCUGGUCAUGAAAGGAAGCAAACACAACAACAUUGUUAAUUUCAUUGAUUCAUACCUAUUUAGAGGUGAUUUAUGGGUUGUCAUGGAAUACAUGGAAGGUGGUUCGUUGACUGAUGUCGUUACGCACUGUAUAUUGACUGAAGGGCAAAUCGGUGCCGUCUCUAGAGAAACACUCAAGGGUUUACAGUUUUUGCAUUCAAAGGGAGUCAUUCAUAGAGAUAUUAAAUCAGACAAUAUUUUGCUAUCCAUGAACGGAGACAUCAAACUAACAGAUUUCGGUUUUUGUGCUCAGAUUAACGAGGUAAAUUUGAAGAGAACGACGAUGGUUGGUACUCCGUACUGGAUGGCCCCAGAAGUCGUAUCAAGAAAAGAAUAUGGACCAAAGGUUGAUAUUUGGUCUCUUGGUAUUAUGAUCAUUGAAAUGAUAGAAGGUGAACCACCAUAUCUGAAUGAGACACCACUAAGAGCUCUAUAUUUGAUCGCUACCAAUGGUACGCCAAAGCUAAAGGAUCCUGGAAAUUUAAGUCAUAAAAUGGCUAUGUUCUUAAAUUGGUGUUUAAUGGUUGAUCCAGAGGACAGAGGAACCGCAGCAGAUCUUCUUGAAGAUCCAUUUAUCACUGAAAUUGCGGAAGAGAACACCUCCCUUGCACCGUUGGUUAAACUGGCAAGGAUGAAGAAACUAGCAGAAAGUAUGGAAGAUGAUGAAAACGAUGAAGACAAAUACGAUGAACAAUCAUAA